GUCUCUCCCAGGUGCCCAGGAUGCUGGUGCUGUGCCUGCUGUCCCUGGCCUGGCUCAGUGAGGGGUCCCAGCGCAGCGAACCCAUGUUCACAGCCGUCACCCCCCGCUUCCUCCCGCCCGACUACGACAGCAACCCCACGCAGCUCAACUAUGGCGUGGCCGUCACUGACCUGGAUGCCGACGGUGACUUUGAGAUCGUGGUGGCGGGGUACAACGGCCCCAACCUGGUGCUCAAGUACGACAAGGCCCGGGGGCGGCUGGUGAACCUGGCAGAGGACGAUCGGGACUCCCCGUACUACGCGCUGCGGGACCGGCAGGGCAAUGCCAUCGGUGUGACAGCCUGUGACAUCGACGGGGACGGCCGCGAGGAGAUCUACUUCCUGAACACCAACAACGCCUUCUCGGGCAUGGCCACCUACACAGACAAGCUCUUCAAGCUCCGCAACGGGCGCUGGGAGGACCUCCUGAGCGACGAGGUGAACCGGGACGUGGCCAGCCUCUUUGCAGGGCGCUCUGUCGCCUGCGUGGACCGGAUGGGCUCCGGCAGAUACUCCAUCUACAUUGCCAACUACGCCAGCGGCAACGUGGGCCCUCACGCCCUGAUUGAGAUGGACGUGGCUGCCAGCGACCCUGCCCGUGGUGUCGUGGUGCUGGUGGACGUGGCUGCCCAGGCGGGUGUCAGCAAGUACACAGGGGGCCGUGGGGUGGCUGUGGGACCCAUCCUGCGCGACCGACAGGCUUCACUUAUGGCAGGUUACACAAGAACAUGUCCAGGUGCGUUUUGGAAGUCUCCAGAGAAGGAGACUCCACAGCCUCUCUGGGCAGCUCGUGGCUCCCCAGGGCUAGAUGACCCCUACCAGCACGGACGCGGUGUGGCGCUGGCUGACUUCAACCGCGACGGCCGGGUGGACAUCGUCUAUGGCAACUGGACGGGACCCGGUGUCGCACUCCCUGUGCUUGUUGUCACCCCGUGCCCAUCCCUCACGCAGGACAUCGCCACCCCCAAGUUCUCCAUGCCCUCCCCCGUCCGCACCGUCAUCGCAGCGGACUUUGACAACGACCAGGAGCUGGAGGUUUUCUUCAACAACAUCGCUAACCGUGGCUCCUCUGCCAACCGCCUCUUCCGGCUCAUCCGCAGGGAACACUCGGACCCCAUCGUGGAAGAGCUGAAUCCAGGGGAUGCACUGGAGCCUGAGGGACGGGGCACGGGGGGUGCAGUGACAGAUUUUGAUGGCGAUGGGAUGCUGGACCUCAUCCUGUCCCAUGGCGAGUCCAUGGCACAGCCGAUCUCCAUCUUUAAGGGCACCCAGGGCACCGACAACAACUGGCUGCGCGUCAUCCCCCGCACCCGCUUCGGGGCGUUUGCGCGGGGGGCCAAAGUGGUGCUGUUCACGCGGCGCAGCGGGGCCCACCUGCGCAUCAUCGACGGCGGGUCGGGGUACCUCUGCGAAAUGGAACCUGUGGCGCACUUCGGGCUGGGGCACUACAAAGCCAGCAGCCUGGAGGUGACCUGGCCAGAUGGCCGUGUAGUGGUACGACCUGUGGCCAGCAGUGAGACCAACUCUGUCUUAGAAGUCCCCUACCCCCUGGAUGUAAAGAAGCCACUCGUGCCUGCCCGCCUGGAGUGUGGGCAGGGAUUCUCCCAGCACGAGAACGGACGCUGUGUAG
Messenger RNA from Merops nubicus (carmine bee-eater), 1668 nucleotides. RefSeq names its product cartilage acidic protein 1 (gene CRTAC1). The transcript is spliced from 12 exons. The record is from RefSeq and is a predicted model, not a curated record. Gene Ontology annotation, biological process: axonal fasciculation. NCBI's taxonomy places the organism in Eukaryota, Metazoa, Chordata, Aves, Coraciiformes, Meropidae. The annotation marks the transcript as partial.